Molecule: messenger RNA, 2874 nt
Organism: Periophthalmus magnuspinnatus
Lineage: Eukaryota; Metazoa; Chordata; Actinopteri; Gobiiformes; Gobiidae
Product: ADP-ribosylation factor GTPase-activating protein 3-like
Exons: 16
Coding region: 104-1693 (529 amino acids)
Biological process (GO): COPI coating of Golgi vesicle
Molecular function (GO): GTPase activator activity
Source: RefSeq, a predicted model, not a curated record
GGCGUUGUCUGCACCGUUCACCAACUGACGUGUCGCGUUCAGGUUGUUAUUGAGGAAAAUUGUGACAAAUGCUCAAAAAGGGACAUUGAAGAUAAUUGUGAACAUGUCAGAUCCUACAAAGCAAGACAUUUCUACCAUCUUCAAGAAACUUCGCUCCAUUCCGACAAAUAGGGUUUGCUUUGACUGCUCAGCUAAAAACCCCAGUUGGGCCAGCAUCACAUAUGGUGUAUUUCUAUGUAUAGACUGCUCUGGGACACAUCGGUCUCUGGGGGUGCACCUGUCAUUUAUUAGGUCAACUGAGUUGGACUCCAAUUGGUCAUGGUUUCAAUUGAGAUGUAUGCAAGUGGGAGGCAAUGCCAGUGCGGUUGCCUUUUUCAAUCAACAUGGCUGUACCUCCAGUGCUGCUAAUGCAAAGUACAACAGCAGAGCAGCUCAGCUGUACAGAGAAAAGAUAAAGAGUCUUGCUACACAAGCCACACGACGUCAUGGCACUGAGUUAUGGCUUGACAGUCAGGCUCCUCUAUCUCCAACAUCACCAGAUGAAAAGAAUUUGGAUUUCUUUAGUCUGCACAUACAGACUCCUCCUGAAAAUCUAAACAUGGCCAAAAUGAGUCUCAGUGCUUCUGCAACCACAACAGAGAAGUCUGAAACUACUGAAGAAGACAAAAAUGGUAACCCAGAAGAAGGACCUAGCGUGGAAAUGCUGAGCAUCUCUCCAAAAGCUAAUCUAGAUAUCCCUUCACUUUUAAAAAAGAAACCAGCUGCUGCUAAGAAAUCACUUGCCUCUAAAAAGGGGGGCCUUGGAGCUCAGAAAGUCAGUAGUAAGAGUUUCUCAGAAGUGGAGAAAAUGGCUCAAGCUGUGGAUAAACUUCGAGAGAAAGAGGAAAGGUCUGCUCCUGUAGCCAAGACGCCUCUUCAGUCUGACGAGUCUGUUGCCACGUCCUUGCGGCUGGCCUAUAAGGAUCUUGAUAGCCAAAGAAAACUUGAAGAGAAAAAGCUGAAUCAGUUGGAAGGAAAGAAGAAAGAGCAAGCAGAGAGGCUUGGCAUGGGUCUAGGGAUAAGGAGUGGAAUUACCCAUUCAGUGACUUCAGAGAUGCAAAUUAUCCAACAAGAGAACCCACUGAGCACAAAGACCAAGAAGAGCCAGAGGUUUGUAGAUGAUGAAGAUAAUGACACAUCUUUCAGCUCUAGGGUUUUGCCGCUUUUUGAGGAUGAAACAUCAGAUAAAUUCUCAUCUCGGUGGGAUGACAGCAGUGAAGAAGGAGGGUGGCUCAAGGAAAGCAAGAAACCAGAGCCAGACUUCUAUAUAACAACCCCUAUAUCGGCUCGCGAUGAAAGAUCUACAUCAAGGAGAAAAGCCGAACCGGUACCAGUUGUGGAUACAGGUGAUGCUCAGAAAAAAUUUGGUGAUGCCAAAGCCAUUUCCUCUGAUAUGUACUUUGGGAAACAUGACAACAAUGAGUAUGAAGCUAAAACACGACUGGAGAGAUUAUCUGCUAAUUCCUCCAUAAGCUCAGCAGAUUUAUUUGAGGACCAAAAGAAACAAAGCACAAGUUCGUAUCGGCUGACCAAAGUGCUGCCCAGCGCUCCUGAUAUGUCACAACUUAAACAGGGAGUACGCUCUGUUGCUGGAAAACUGUCUGUGAUGGCUAGUGGUGUGGUUAAUACUAUACAGGAUCACUAUGGAACCUGAGUCUCAGCGUUUUUGUUUCGAUAAAGGGGAGGAGACCAGUCAGUGCUGUAAGAUAAUCUAUAUAAACAUGUUAUGAAAUAAGCAAUCAUGUCCACUUUUGCAGCUAAAGGUUUGGAACAAGAAUGGACAUAAAAAAACAAUGUUUACUUAUCUUUACAUCUUGUUCAAUCUGCUCAUUAUAUUUGUAUUUGAAAGGUAAAAGUGUCUAAAAUGUAUAGUUUAUUUUUUCUUGUUGUUGAUGGGUUUCAUGAUAGCAACUCUUAUUAUUUGUCACUUUUGCACCUUUUUGUUUCAAAAGUGCACUUAUACUUUUCUAUACGAAGGACCAAAAUCUAAGAUUUUGCAACUAUAUAAAUGAAGUGUAAAAGCACAACUUCAUGAAGUAGCUAUAGCGGUAGCCUUAAAUAUUAUUUGGCCCCUGUCUUAAAAUGUAAACCAUUUUGGUGUAAGUCAAUUGCAUUAUAUGCUUUGCUUUGUUCAGUCUUGCCACAAUGUGAAGAAUGCUUUUCUUUGUUUGUGUAUUUGAUUGUAUAGACUUAAAACAGAAAUGUUACUAGGUUAGGUUAUUAUGCUUAUGUUAAGAUUUCCCAAAUGAAGAAAUGUCUUAUUGCCCUAGGUCACAGAUACUAUGUACAAAUUUUGCACCUUUACAUGAAGUUUAUUGUGAGACUUUUAGAUGUUUUUUUCAAUUUGAAAAAGGGUGGUGCCUUUAUUGGCUUAUAACAAAUGACAAGACACUCAACUGUGCUAAGAAUAUUGUUAGUUAGUGCUAUGAAAACUCAGUGUGUGAAACUGCCCUACAACUGAAAUUGUCAAUUUUUCACUUGCAGAAACAAACUUAACUAUGUUACAUUCUGAAAAGAUGGUAGCUUUUUAUUGCCCAGAAGAAAGUAUUGGCUGCCCUGGUCUCUUUUCGUGUUCUCGUCUCUUUACAAAGUAGUGAGCCAACAGGUCCUAGUUUUGAUGUUAUGUCAAAUCAGACAAGUUUAUUUUCCAUGGUGGAAUUUAGACAUGAUAUUUCCAUUAUACUUUUUAUAUUCUGGAUAAAUCCAACAGAUUGAUAUCUAGUGUAUUUACUUACGCACACAGCGACUGGCUUAUAAUAUAUUACUGCUGUCAGAAAAGUUAUAUAAUUUGGAAAAAUGUUAAUAAACGACGUAAUCAUUCAUGCUCUUUACGUG